AGGGUUCUUCAAUUUUUUCUACGCCGAGUUCUUUUCCUUGGUUUUAUAGUCCAAAACAUUUUCCACUCCGUAUAUCAAUUUAAUGGCUGUAUCGUUCUUCGAUUCAUUUUUGUUGUCAUCUUUGUUGCUCUGUUUGGAUUCUUGUUCGGUUUUUCGUUUUGUCGAUCGUUGUUUAAUUUCAAAGCUAUCUCAUUCUCAGAUUUUUAGUAGACCUUGUAGUUUCUGACAUAUUACAACCGACGGCGAAGAAGUAAUCACCAAUAUGGGUAAACGUAAAACUCAGCGUAAGAAUACGAUGAUGUUAGAUAGUGAUGAUGAUAGUAGUAGUAUAAGUUCAUCGUCGACCAUGCAAUCGGAUCAAUUCUCGGUUUCUGGAACUGAAGAACUCGAAUUUAAAAAGAAUAGUUUACUUGAUGAAGCUGUGGAUGCCUUGUACGAAAAGAGGGGUUCUACACGAGAGAAGGCCUUGGCCUCGAUUAUUGAGGCUUUCAACAGCGACUUGCAGCAUCAGUUUGUGGAGAAAAAAUUUGCUACAUUACUGCACCAGUGUCUGAAUUCUAUCAAAAAGGGGUCCAGCAAAGAGAUAUCUUUAGCUUCCCAUGUUAUUGGUUUGCUGGCUUUAACUGUUGGUCCGGGUGAUAAUGCACGGGAAAUAUUGGAGGAGUCGAUCACUCCUAUUUCACAGGCUUCUAAAUCUGGUUCUGAAUCUUCUAAGAUAGCUUCGUUACUGGAGUGCUUGGCUGUCAUCACUUUUGUUGGGGGGGUUGGUCCAGAGGAAACCGAAAAAUCAAUGCAAAUUAUGUGGCAAUCAGUUCAUCCUAAACUAGGCUCUAAUGUUGUUACUGUCAAACCCUCUGCUGUUGCAAUAACAGCAACUGUAUCUGCCUGGUCGUUUCUAUUGACGACUAUGGAUGGAUGGAGACUCAGUCCCAAACUUUGGCAAGAAUCCAUAGCAUAUUUGUCCACUUUGCUAGAUAAGGAUGACCGAUCUGUGCGCAUUGCUGCUGGAGAAGCACUGGCUGUAAUUUUUGAGAUGGGAAGCUUAGAGAAGUUUUCUGCUGAAGUUAAAGGUUCAAAUAAUGGCUCAAUAACUGAAGGAAAUAAAUCUAAAGAAGGAUUCUUACACAUACAAGGAUUGAGGGGAAAUAUUCUUAAUCAAGUCAGAGACCUCUCUGUGGAAGCUGGUGGUAAAGGUUCUGCCAAGAAAGAUCUUAACAACCAGAGGAAUUUUUUUAAGGAUGUUUUGGAGUUCCUUGAGGAUGGUUAUUGUCCCGAGACAUCAAUGAAGAUUGGUAGGGAUUCAUUGCAGACAUCAACAUGGUCUCAGUUGAUUCAGCUGAACUUUCUGAGGCACUUUCUUGGUGGUGGUUUCACUAAACACAUGCAGGAAAACGAGUUCCUUCAAGAUGUUUUUGGAUUUACUCCAAAAAGGAGGAAUCUUCUAGGCAGUGAACAUAUAUCCAAUGGUCAAAAGAGAAUGUUGAAAUCACCAAAUUCAGUCAUCAACAAAGCAAGAACCCAAAUCUUGAACAAGCAGCGGAUGCAAUCCAAGGAUAGAAACUUAGGGCACUUUGCUGUAAAUGUUGGUGAAGAAGAUGCAUGACAGAAAUUGAAGACACUAUCGAUGACACUGAUUUAUUGAAAUUCAAAACUGAUAAUGUAGGAACUAUUUUGGUUAAAUUUUUUAUUUUAUACUAUAUAUGGUAACAUUUUUUUUAUUUUAUACUAUAUAUGGUAACAUUG
This is a messenger RNA of Hibiscus syriacus, 1743 nucleotides long. Its product is annotated as interferon-related developmental regulator 1-like. NCBI's taxonomy places the organism in Eukaryota, Viridiplantae, Streptophyta, Magnoliopsida, Malvales, Malvaceae. The record is from RefSeq and is a predicted model, not a curated record. The transcript is spliced from 13 exons. The coding region runs from base 263 to 1603 and encodes 446 amino acids.